This is a messenger RNA of Exaiptasia diaphana, 902 nucleotides long. RefSeq lists its product as uncharacterized. Gene Ontology annotation, molecular function: DNA binding. Gene Ontology annotation, biological process: DNA integration; DNA recombination. Lineage: Eukaryota; Metazoa; Cnidaria; Anthozoa; Actiniaria; Aiptasiidae. The transcript has a single exon. The record is from RefSeq and is a predicted model, not a curated record.
GUUUUUCAUAUCGUUGUACUUUGGUAAGCGGGUUAGAGAAAACCAGGCAGAAAUGAACAAGUCCAUGCUUCGUCUACAGAAAAGCCACAAUGGAGAAGAAUACUUUGAGCUGAAUAGAAGCUAGCAAGGAACAGUUCUUGUAAGCAAAAACCACACAGGCGGGAAGAUAUUUGCACAACAAGGGUCUCGACGAUGUCCUGUUGAAGUAGUAAAGUGCUUCUUAUCCCAUCUCAAUCCAGAUAUCAAUGCUCUUUUCCAAAGGCCGAAGCAAAGUUCAACCAAGUUCAACCUAGAGAGCAACAUGGUUUGGUUUGACGCUCGUAAACUUGGUCACAACAUGCUGGAGAAUAUGCUUAAAAACAUGACGAUGGCUGCAGAAAUUACACUAUACCUGACAAACCAUUCUCUCCGGGCUACUACUGUAACAGUCUUAUCAUCCAAGAAUAUCGAGACMCGUAGAAUAAAAGCAAUAACUGGACACAGAUCUGRCACAAGCAUCGAAAGCUACUGUAGCCGUCCAACCUUGAACCAGUUCAAAGAAAUAUCAACAGCUCUAACGUCUUUCKUAAGCGGCGAUGUAAACCAAAUGCAAAAUUCCCUCGCUAUUCUACCUUCUACAUUUCCUUCAGUGGCUGCUCUUCCUCCAAUUCUACAGCAAAGCUACCUCAAUCGUYAAGAUGAGAAUUUUCUGGUUGAGAAUGGCGUUAAUCCUGGUGCGAUUCUUCCRUCUGGCUGCUUUCACAACUGCUCAUUCACUUUUAACAUUAAUCGUUGAAUUAUCAUGCUUUUUUAAAUCAGAAUUAACUGAUUUCUUUGACAUAUUUUCUUCGAUUAGCAAAACAUUGUUAUUUCAACUGCUUUGCACAUCUAUCGAUCUUGUUUGUUUGACAGUUUGCCACAUG